ACAAUUUGUUUUAUCCGCCAGACUACUGUAUCCCAUCGCACAUUCAUCGGUAGUUGCCGUGCGAUGGCAAGCCAAAGGGUACAGUACGCGUCGUCUAGUGUUUCCCGUACAAAAGCCUUACAGGCGCGACCCAUCUUAAACGACGCAGAGCUCGGCAUCGGAAUUUGGCAGAAAAAGACGGCUUUCUCAGACCAAAGACCAAUAACUCCAUCUAGGCAGCUACCUGACGGUCGACAGACACCCAUAAGCAUCAGCAGUCAAUCCUCAGGUCCUCCGACACCAAUCUCCGUCUCAUCUUCUUCACCGUCUCCGCUUGUGAAUAGGCCUCGAGCUGUGCCCCGGUUUAACUCAUCUAUCGCUCGCACCGCUUUCACAUCUCCAAGAGCAAGCCUUGGCCGGAAGACUCCUUCGACCGAGAACAGUAAACCGCUUCAUCCGUUCUUUUUAAACAAUAGGAGGACCAAUAUCCCUACACCGACCAAGCCACGACGCGUAGCCAAUUACACCAGUACUGAAGCGGAGAGCUCAAGCAGCCAGCAAACUUCAAGCAGUCAAAGUACAUCAGAAUCCGUAUCUUCAAGUCAACGAAAUCAACUCGCCGAAGAAGAAGAUAUUAUCAAGCUUACGCAAAGUGUCGAGAAGAUGAGAGUCGCUCCAUCACCUAAAACCCAGCCACCAGGUCCAAACACAAGCAGGUUGUUCGUGCGUCGACCUCUUGUCAAGGCAGAAAGUGUACCCGAGCGCCAAUUGACAUUUGGGCGACUGCCGGUCAAUGGCAACAAAUCAAGUCUAGUUGAUGAGCCAGCCGCCAUUCCUUUAGUACCAGAUAACCAUGAGCCGGAGGCUCCACCUGUUUAUGUGUUCAAUCUUCCCGAUAAUCCGGAUCCCUCGUUACCACUCUUCGACUACAAGACUUACCCUCGACCUCCUAUGGUGGUGUACACCCGGUCAAUGUCGGAAGCGGAAGAUCUGGUUGCUUGUCUGAAAGGACCCAUUUUAGGAUUCGAUCUGGAAUGGGCAACGUCGUAUAACAAGGUGUGGGAUGCGAGCACAGGGAGGUACGAUUUCCAGCAGUACCCCACUGCUUUGGUGCAAUUAUGUGAUGAGAAGAUGAUCGUCCUGAUACAUCUUCAAGAUAAAAUGGACCUUCCGGCAAAGGUCGCUGAACUUGUACGUGACCCUAAAAUCUAUAAACUCGGCGUCCAAUCUAUGGGUGACGGCCGGAAACUCGUCCGCGAUUUUCCCCAUCACUUCCGACAAGGUGGACCCGCCGGGCUGUAUGAACUAUCUCGGAUGGCGCACGCUAUAGAUCCACAAAGAGCUGGCCAUGGAUCAAGGUUGAUCAAACUUGCGACGCUUUGUAGAGCGUAUCUGGGGAAGGAGUUGGAUAAGGAUACGAAAAUUAGAAGGGGCGAUUGGGCAGGAGAGCUGAAUGAGGUGCAGAAAGCGUACGCCGCCAACGACGUUUUUGUCUCUAUACAAAUAUUCAACGCCCUCAGAAAGCUCGCCGAAGAGAGGAACGUCCCUCUUGACUUUGAUAGUUGGUCAUCCUCUGUCAUAUGUCAGCCUGAAAGAAUAGCUCCAUUAGCCACUUCUGUGACGAUGGCAGCAGCUACUGGAGAGAGCGUAUCUGUCAAUAGAGUUUUGAAACCGGCUGUUACCAUGCCCUGUGGGUUACCGUCACAAGCUAUGGAGCCAGGGAGGAUAUCAAAUCAAAGGCAGAGUAGCCAAUCGCAGGCUCAGCCGCCGGUUGCUCUUCAAACGGCGACGACAGCAAAUCAUGCUCAAAGCCAAUCCCAAGCACGACCUGAUGCUCAAGCUGUGGUUCAGUCACAAAAUCAGCCCCAGUCACAACAACCUACGACACAGCUACAAUCCACGUGCGCGUCACCCAAUGUUGGGAGACAUGUCCAAAUCACAGGGCCUGAAUAUUCUAAUCAAAAACCCGUAUCUGUUAAACAAGCCGUAACUGCGCCACUUACUCAGUUGUCAUGCCCAGCUUUAUCUCAGCUUCCGUCCACAGCCUCCACACCAACCCAAGCGCCUGCUCAAAAUCAACCCUUGCCCCACGCUCAGCCUUCGACCCGUAUCAUUCAUUCCAACAUCCGUCCCUGUGCAAACAUAACUGGCAAUGCUCAUCCCUUUUUGUACGGCGCUGACGAAGAAGACGAUGAAUUCGAAUCCUAUGACUCUACUUAUGGGUCCGUGGGUUCCUUCCAAAUGGGAUCUUCUAAUGCUGCCAGAGAGAGAGCGAGGCAGAUGGGGCAAAGAACGCCAGCGCAGAUACUAUCAGCCAUGGGUCCGGGUCCGUCGAGGUCAAAAAGUCGGACGAGCACAGGUUCAAAUUCUAGCUCGUGGGGAAGAAGCAAGGAUGGUGGAGCUAGAAACGGGGGAAGCGUUGUCCUUCGAGGGAAGGUGAUAUAUACCCCAUCUGGAGUGAAACCUCCUCCGCUAGCAAAGAUGAAAUCGCUCACCGCGUUUUUGGAGGGAAAGACGUUUGAGCGGAUUGCGGUAGAGAAAAGUAUUAAGCUUAACACUUGCCAGGGCUAUGUCAUCGAGGCAAUAUCUACGCUUGGGACUAAACACUUUGAAAAUGCAGCACUCGAGAGAAUGUGGCAAUUGGCCACACCUGAUAUUUGGAUUUUUCACAGCAGCCAGCAACUAAUGCAAGAGAUGAUACAGAUGUUUGGGGAGCAUCCACGGAAAGAGGAGAUUGAGAGAUUGGCAAAAGAAAGGGAGGUGAAAUUGAAGGAAUCGGGUCGAUGGAGAGAAAGCGGUGCCAUGAGUUCCUCUCAUCCUUGAUAGAAUAUCUAUUAGAUAUUCAAAAGUUGAUUAAAGCUGCUUACUACGACAGUUGUAUAUUUACAUAUUUACUUGGGAACCAUUUGAAAUAAUGGCUGUGUAUUACUGUCUACCAUAACAGAUUGCAUUUUCUAGACCAAGG
Messenger RNA from Cryptococcus deneoformans JEC21, 2944 nucleotides. RefSeq lists its product as hypothetical. The transcript is spliced from 6 exons. Gene Ontology annotation, cellular component: cytoplasm; nucleus. Gene Ontology annotation, molecular function: nucleic acid binding; 3'-5' exonuclease activity. The record is from RefSeq and is a predicted model, not a curated record. Bases 64 to 2802 code for a protein of 912 amino acids. NCBI's taxonomy places the organism in Eukaryota, Fungi, Basidiomycota, Tremellomycetes, Tremellales, Cryptococcaceae. Gene Ontology annotation, biological process: nucleobase-containing compound metabolic process.